Messenger RNA from Musa acuminata subsp. malaccensis (wild Malaysian banana), 2866 nucleotides. Its product is annotated as scarecrow-like protein 9. Gene Ontology annotation, molecular function: sequence-specific DNA binding; DNA-binding transcription factor activity. Gene Ontology annotation, cellular component: nucleus. Gene Ontology annotation, biological process: regulation of DNA-templated transcription. The record is from RefSeq and is a predicted model, not a curated record. Lineage: Eukaryota; Viridiplantae; Streptophyta; Magnoliopsida; Zingiberales; Musaceae.
UUAUUCUCGGCGCACGUCAGUUCAACGGCGCGGUGACCGGCAACAGCCGGUACGUGAGAGGGGAGCCACAUCGCGAAUGUUUCGAUCAAGACACUUUAUAGCCGAUCAUCAACGAAGACCUUGUCCCGAGCGACGGACGCACUCUUUCUCGCUUCGAGGAGUAUUUGGUGCCUCGAUCCAGACUUGGUCUCGGUCAGAAUAGCAGUGGUAUCUGAAGUUGUUUUGGUGAAAUCUGCUACGGAGGGUGAUGAGAGUUUGGUUGCCAUGGGUACCGGAAUUCGAGAUUUCCGGGCAGUGAUUAACGAAUUCAAUCAUGACCACCUCUUCCCCGAUCCGAUCACUGCCGAAGGCUUCAAGCUCGGAGCGCCGCCGGCGAUGACUGCCUCAAAUCAUACUGGCUUAUUCGACCUCCAGAGUAUUCCCGCUGUACAUACCCUUGAUUCCACAUCUGAUUCGAGUGCUGUGUUCGGUACUGGCAUGGAUGGCGGAUUUAGUUAUGGUCUCUUCACCGAGGAGAAUGCCUUGAGUAGCUUAGACCUAGGAGAACCACAGCCCUUUUCGAAUCUCCCGGAUGUUCAUCCUGGGUUUUCACCUUCGGUUUCCACCCCAAACUCCAACCUUGUGCCAUCUUUGAGUGUAAGCACGAAGGUCGAUGUCUUGGAAGACUCUGAGAUCUUCUCUGACAUUGUCCUCAACUAUAUUGAGCGGAUGCUCAUGGAGGAGAACAUUGAUGAGAAAUUUGAUGUAUAUCCAGAACACCCUGCUCUCAGAGUUGCAGAGAAACCCUUCUAUGAGAUCUUAGGUGAGAAGUUCCGACAUUCAGCUGAUCAGCCAUCAUCGUGUUCCAGCCAUUUCUCGGAUAACCCCAAUGACCUUAACCACCAUGGGAGUUCCAGUGUCAAUAUCGGUGGCAGCAUGGUUGCCGGCAACAGCUGGCCAUAUGAUCCUAUCGAGUACUCUCAGCUACAAGCUCAUCCUGUCGUUGACGACUCUUCACAGUCUUCAUUUUCUUCAACAAAUAUUUUUGGUAAUAUCGUAGUAGGGGUUGAGGAGUCUCUUCUAAGCACACUUACGGCUCCUGAUUUCGUUACUGAAAGCCAACCUGCUUGGCAAUUCCAGAGGGGAGUUGAGGAGGCACGCAAAUUCCUUCCAAGUGCUGAUAGGUUGGUAGUCAACUUGGAAGCUGAUGGUUUCUCCUUACUUCAAGGGACAAAAGAACAAAGGGGAUUGGUUGAGGUCAAAGAAGAGGCUGAAGACAAAGAACAGCCGGUUCAUCCAGCGAGGGGUCGGAAGAAUCCACAUGGGGAGGAUUUGGAUACAGAGGGAAGGAGCAAUAAACAGUCAGCGGUUUUCAUCGAGGAGACUCUUCGCACAGAAAUGUUUGAUGAUGUUCUGCUAUGUAAUGGGGAAAAUUGUGCAAAGGGUGUCAAUGAACUCCGACUGAAAUUGCAGAACCAAGCAAGCAAAAUUUCCCAAAUCUGUCAUUCUAAAGGAUCAAGUGGUGGGGGAAGGGGUCGAGGGAAGAACCAGUCAAAGAGGGAGGUGGUGGAUUUUGAAACUCUCCUCAUUCAAUGUGCUCAAGCUGUGGCGACAGAUGAUCAUCCAAGUACAAAUGAAUUGUUGAAACAAAUCAGACAGCACUCUUCUCCUCAUGGAGAUGCGAACCAGAGGUUAGCCCAUUGGUUUGCCGAUGGCCUCCAGGCUCGCCUUGUGGGUACAGGAAGUCAGGUCUACCAUUCCCUGGCUGCAUACCGGAUUCCUGUUACUGACAUUCUAAAAGCUUACCAGCUUUAUCUGGCUGCUUGCCCUUUCAGAAAGAUCUCUCACUUCUUCUCUACCCAGACCAUUGUAAAUGUGGUGGAGAAGGCAACGCGGUUGCACAUUAUAGAUUUUGGCAUAUACUAUGGUUUCCAGUGGCCAGAUCUCAUGCAACGUCUUUCUAAUAGGCCUGGUGGGCCUCCGAAGCUUCGCAUGACCGGUAUCGAUGUACCUGUGCACGGAUUCCGUCCGACGGAGCUGAUUCAUGAAACAGGGCACCGGUUAGCUGAUUAUGCACGCAGUUUCAACAUCCCUUUCGAGUUUCGGGCAAUCGCUGCUAAGUGGGAGACCAUUCGAGUAGAGGAUCUCAACAUCGAUAAAGAUGAGGUGUUGGUGGUCAACUGUUUAUACAGGUUUAGGAAUCUGAUGGAUGAGACGGUGCUAGUGGAUAGUCCAAGGGAUGCAGUCCUGAAAACCGUAAGAAAGAUCAACCCAAAUGUGUUCAUUCAUGGUGUCCUUAAUGGCACGUACGGUGCUCCAUUCUUCCUCACACGUUUUCGGGAAGCUCUGUUCCACUUUUCUUGUAUGUUUGACAUGAUUGAGAUGACCGUGCCACGUGAGGAUGAACCCAGACAGCUGAUCGAAAAGGUAAUGUUCGGCCGUGAGGCUCUCAAUGUCAUCUCUUGCGAGGGUACAGAAAGGGUGGAGAGGCCGGAGACCUACAAGCGGUGGCAUGCAAGGAACCUGAGGGCCGGGUUCACUCAGCUUCCAUUGAACCCUGACAUCGUGAAGAAAGCAAAGAACAAGGUGAAAUCCUGCUACCACAAGGAUUUUGUUGUUGUCGAAGAUAGCCAAUGGCUGCUACAGGGGUGGAAGGGGAGGAUCAUUUAUGCACUAUCCACAUGGAAAUCGAAUAGAUAGUAGAAACCAAGAGUCGUUUCUUCUGAUCCCAGGGCUAACUAAUAUCGGUCGUUCAUUCAUUAUAAGGUGAUUUUUGCUGCAAGAGUUGCAGUUCACACUUUCAUCAUUCUUUUUAUGCCCAUGAAAACUUGGACAUCUCUGUGCAUGUCAAACAUGGUUUGUUUUCAGUUGAUAAGUCACCUGACUU